AUGUCGCAGCAGGGCUCCUACCUCAACGCGAAAUCCGGCUUCUUGCAAGCGCCUCGUGGUGCUGCUGGCCAACCAUCCUCGUGGUUUCAGCGUUUCUGGGCGAAAGAGAUCUUGGACCCCGCCAAGCUCAUCGGCAAUGCUACCAUGGUAUGGGGCGUGAGCUUUUUUGCUCUUGGUAUCUUGUUCUUCCGCAAGGCAGGUUUUGUGCUUGUACCUGCGUUCUAA
This is a messenger RNA of Malassezia vespertilionis, 225 nucleotides long. RefSeq lists its product as uncharacterized. NCBI's taxonomy places the organism in Eukaryota, Fungi, Basidiomycota, Malasseziomycetes, Malasseziales, Malasseziaceae. The record is from RefSeq and is a predicted model, not a curated record. Bases 1 to 225 code for a protein of 74 amino acids. The transcript is spliced from 2 exons.